Molecule: messenger RNA, 1989 nt
Organism: Mus musculus (house mouse)
Lineage: Eukaryota; Metazoa; Chordata; Mammalia; Rodentia; Muridae
Gene: Cyp2c55
Product: cytochrome P450, family 2, subfamily c, polypeptide 55
Exons: 9
Coding region: 28-1500 (490 amino acids)
Biological process (GO): retinoic acid metabolic process
Cellular component (GO): endoplasmic reticulum membrane
Molecular function (GO): heme binding; oxidoreductase activity, acting on paired donors, with incorporation or reduction of molecular oxygen, reduced flavin or flavoprotein as one donor, and incorporation of one atom of oxygen; monooxygenase activity
Source: RefSeq, marked provisional
GAGUCUCCCUGAGAAGAGAAAGCUGCCAUGGAUCCAGUCCUGGUCCUGGUGCUCACUCUCUCCUGUCUGCUUCUCCUCUCCCUCUGGAGACAAAACUCUGGGAGAGGGAAGCUCCCUCCUGGCCCCACCCCUUUCCCAAUUAUUGGAAACAUCCUUCAGAUAGAUAUAAAGAACAUCAGCAAAUCCUUCAACUAUUUCUCAAAAGUCUAUGGCCCCGUGUUCACUCUGUACUUUGGUUCAAAGCCUACUGUGGUGGUACAUGGAUAUGAAGCAGUAAAGGAAGCUCUGGAUGACCUUGGAGAGGAGUUUUCUGGGAGGGGUAGUUUUCAAAUUUUUGAAAGAAUAAAUAAUGAUCUGGGGGUGAUUUUCAGCAAUGGAACAAAAUGGAAGGAGCUUCGGCGCUUCUCAAUCAUGACCUUGAGGAGUUUUGGGAUGGGGAAGAGGAGCAUCGAGGAUCGCAUUCAAGAGGAAGCAUCCUGUCUUGUGGAAGAGCUAAGAAAAGCAAAUGGUUCACUCUGUGAUCCCACAUUCAUCCUGAGCUGUGCUCCCUCCAAUGUGAUCUGUUCAGUUAUUUUCCACAAUCGUUUUGAUUAUAAAGAUGAGAAGUUUCUUAACUUGAUGGAGAGACUCAAUGAAAACUUUAAAAUCUUGAACUCCCCAUGGAUGCAGGUCUACAAUGCUCUGCCUACCCUCAUCAAUUAUCUCCCAGGGAGUCAUAACAAAGUAAUUAAAAAUUUUACUGAAAUAAAAAGUUACAUUUUGGGGCGAGUGAAAGAACACCAGGAAACACUGGACAUGGACAAUCCUCGGGACUUCAUUGACUGCUUCCUGAUCAAAAUGGAACAGGAAAAACACAAUCCCCAUUCGGAGUUUACUAUUGAAAGCUUGAUGGCCACUGUAACCGACAUAUUUGUAGCUGGAACAGAAACCACAAACAUUACUCUAAGAUAUGGACUCUUGCUCCUACUGAAACACACAGAGGUCACAGCUAAAGUCCAGGCAGAGAUCGAUCACGUGAUUGGCAGACACAGGAGCCCCUGCAUGCAGGACAGAACCCGCAUGCCCUACACAGAUGCCAUGGUACAUGAGAUUCAGAGAUACAUUGACCUCAUCCCCAACAAUGUGCCCCAUGCAGCUACCUGUAAUGUUAGAUUCAGAAGUUACUUCAUCCCCAAGGGCACAGAGUUAGUAACAUCACUGACUUCUGUGCUGCAUGAUGACAAAGAAUUUCCCAACCCAGAAGUAUUUGACCCUGGCCAUUUUCUGGAUGAGAAUGGGAACUUUAAGAAGAGUGACUACUUUAUGCCUUUCUCAAUAGGAAAGCGAAUGUGCGUGGGAGAGGCCCUGGCUCGCACGGAGCUGUUUUUGAUUCUGACCACCAUUUUACAGAAUUUUAACCUGAAAUCUUUGGUUGAUACAAAGGACAUUGACACUACUCCAGUGGCCAAUACUUUUGGCCGUGUACCACCUUCAUACCAGCUGUACUUCAUUCCUCGUUAAAGCAGAACACACUGGCUGUUGCUAUGCUGGUAUCUCUGACUUCUCAGGGAGCAGUCUCCAUAUCCUGUCAACUAUUAGGGACAUCUCUCUCACUACUCCUCUCACAUCUUUUCAUUCUCCCACAAUCCAGUCAUCAUCCAUCUUUGUUUAAGAAGAUUUUCCAGAGUUACCAUGCAGAUCCAUCCUCUGUCCUCUUCAGUCUACAACACUUAUAUCGACAGUACUAAGACAUGUACUGUGUCACUAAUAUGUUAAAAGUGUAAUACAGACGAGGUCAACUGAGAGCCAUCUAUGCUUUGCUUGACUCAAAGUAAAAGGAGUUAUUAACUGAAGAGUCAUUUUUCAGGUUUCUUUUUUAACACAUAAUUCGUAUAAAGAGUGAAAAAGUAAGGUUAGUAUUGAAAUGCAUAAUAUGAUAUCAUCUUUUACCUAUUUGAAUGUGGAUUUGUAAAUUAAAAUGAAACUGAAAAUAAAAGAAUUGGUAAUAAG